Hyposmocoma kahamanoa is the source of this 2532-nucleotide messenger RNA. Its product is annotated as zinc finger protein 557-like. NCBI's taxonomy places the organism in Eukaryota, Metazoa, Arthropoda, Insecta, Lepidoptera, Cosmopterigidae. Gene Ontology annotation, biological process: regulation of DNA-templated transcription. The record is from RefSeq and is a predicted model, not a curated record. Bases 125 to 1429 code for a protein of 434 amino acids. Gene Ontology annotation, cellular component: nucleus. The transcript has 7 exons. Gene Ontology annotation, molecular function: RNA polymerase II cis-regulatory region sequence-specific DNA binding; DNA-binding transcription factor activity, RNA polymerase II-specific; zinc ion binding.
UAGAGGAUGGAAAAUAAUAAAAUAGCCUAAGAUUUGUGGCCAGCACGCAGCGUUUCGCUUUAUGAAUUGAGAAGUUUAAUAUUAAUAAUUAAUGCAUUGACUAAUUAGUGCUGUACGAGCAGUAAUGGAUAUUUGCAGAAUUUGUUUAGCAAGUAAGCCUGAUAAAGACAUAAACGAACUAAAUACUAACAAAGGCGACGAUGCUCAAAAUUUUGCUGAUAUUCUUUUGUUCUGCUUGGAUAUUCAGAUCUCACAAGACUCCACUGAUAGCAGAAAACUAUGUAAAAAAUGUUACAAAAAAAUUCUAUCAUUCUAUGACUUUAAAUCACUUGCCUUAAGGAAUGAUGCAUACUUGAGGACUAUAAGAGGUCAUAAAUUAGAGAUAUUUUUGAGAGAUUGUCAGGAGAUCGAUGUUUUGAAUACUAUUGAUAGCAGCAAUGUUACGGUGAAGGAAGAGCCAGAACCAGAUAUCAAAACAGAAGAUGAUGUGACAUCAGAAAAUGGUAUUCCCGACUGCCAAUCUGAUGACGAAGUUUUAAGUGUUAUUAAGAAGAUUAAAUAUGAGUCUUCACCAGCAAAAAAUGGAGUAAUUGCAUCAUUUGUCAUAAAGAAAAGUAGAGGCCGACCAAAACAAAUAAAGAAAAAGGAGAUAUGUGAAGAGUGUGGCAAAGAAGUGUGGGACUUAAAAAAACAUGCAAUUAUGCACAGACCAGUGCAUGAGCGGAAGAGUAUCAAAUGCAAAGAAUGUGAUAAGCUGUUCAGCUCAUACAGUGCACGAUACAAACAUCAUAAGAUCAAACACUUGGGUAUAAAGCAACAUUGUGAUAUUUGUAAUAAAGAUGUAGUAAGUUUAAUGGACCACACUUUAGUAAUGCACAGGACUGAAGAUCUACGAUUCCCAUGUCUUCUCUGUGACCGUCGUUUCAUAUACCAAUCAUUACUGGAUGUUCACAUGAUGAUACACACUAAAGAUAGACCCUUUGAAUGUGAUAUAUGUGGAAAGAAGUUCCGGACAAAACCUUUAAUGUCGGCACAUAAGCGCCAAGUUCAUAACAUGGAAAAAACACACUUAUGUCAAUUCUGUUCAAAGAGCUUCUUCAAAAAAUAUCAUUUACAAAUACAUUUAAGGACUCACACCAAAGAGAAACCUUACAACUGCACAGCGUGCGGCAAGUUUUUCUCAUCGAGUACUGCAUUGAAAAGCCAUCAGAUGACCCACAGCACAGUCAACAGGUUUGCGUGCCCGCAUUGCGACAGCACGUUUCUCAAACCUAGUUACCUUAAAACGCAUUUGAUUUGCCACACACGAGAGAAGCGUCAUGCCUGCAAGUACUGCGGAGUGAAAUUCGGCCGUUCCGACCAUCGUAAACGACACGAGUUCACCGUGCACGAAAAAUUCCUACAUCUCUUACCUUCAGCUGUCGUAUGACGUCACAUACAGUCGUCGUUGCUCAGGCGUCGUACAAAAUACUUUUUACAUCAUCAACUUUUUAUUCUCCUUCCAACUACUAAUAACCAUAUUUUAAACGGGCGCCUUCAAAGGACUUCGUACGAGAUUACUGGGAAAUUAUAAAGAAAUGCGCAGUUUUAACGGAUAAAAAUCCGACCUAGCUAACGUUAGUUUCAGUACACAUUGACGAUAUCUAUUAAAGAUAAACCUUACAUUGUAUUUGGAAAAUAAAGUCGGAAUUUCACUAAGUGAUUCUGUAUUUUCCGGACAUCGAUGAAUGUAAAUACGAUAAUCCUCUUUUACAAAGAGCAACGUUGUAGAAAGUUUUGAUAUUUCUGUUUUCCAAACGUUAAAUGUGGAAAAUAUGAGAAUAUAAAAUAGAAGCGACAUUAAAAUUAUAUACUGCGCCAUCUGUUGACAAAAUCUAUAAAAACAAAAGGUUGAAAACAGAGGGCCUACUAUGAGCUUAUAAGCGGCCAGCCAGUUCCAUACAAUUCACUUAACGUGGUAAAACUGAAUUGCUUAAAUUCGUAUCAUGACCUACACAAAUUUGAAAGGGAAUGGCAUGGCUGGAUGAUUGAGUUUUACUUUAUAAUCGUUAAUUAUUGUCUCUGGCUGGCUAGCUGACAUCUAACAAGAGCGAGAUGGAACUACAUACUAAAUCAUAUGAAAGAAAUAGACAGAUGUCUAUCCUGGGAGCGUUCAAGCACUAUUAACCGAUUGUGUUCAAAAUGGGAAUAAGGGCGCGUUCAAAUUAGCCGCUGUUAGUCGCGUUGCAGCAGCGCUGCCGCCGCGCGUUUGUCACUUUUCAUACAAUUUCUAGAAGCGCUGCAACCGCGCUCGGUUGCAUCACGGUUAGUAAGGUGUACAUGUUAAUUUUAAAAUUAAUUACGAUGGACGAAAAUCGAUUUGAAAAAUUUAUAAAGAAUGCAGAACAACACCUUGCAAUAUGGGAUAUCAGUUCCGCCAGUUAUUCUAAUCGACUGGAAAAAAAGGCAUGGGAAAAUUUAUGUCUAAAAUUUAUUGACAAUUUUGAAACUAAAACUACAAUAAAAGCCUAUAAAGAUAACAAAUAAUUAUGA